AUGUCAGAUCAGGUAGAGGACCUUGUUAGUAUUGCCAGUAAACCAUCCUAUAGUGGAGUGACCAGUAAAGCAAGUAAUGCGAAUCACCAUCGAAGUGCUUUGCUUCCUACAAACUUGGUUGAGAGUCUCCACACAAUGACUAAAUCUACUAGGGAUAGCCAGAAUGCAGAUAAGCUUAAACGGAUAAGAGUGGCAGUCAGACCAGGUGACACUAACAUCCGCACCAGUCGUGAUAUCAGGAAAGAGUUCAACAAACACCACAAAGGCUUAGUCAUUAAACACUGUCGCCUAACAGCAUCUGGUUCUAUAACCUUUGAGUUUGAGGAUGAGACCACUGCCAAGUCAGUUUAUGAUAACUGGUCUACUGAAUUCUUUGGAGGAAAUAAGGGCAUGAAAAUUCCGGGAGCUGACAACACCACUGGAAUAGUCAAACACGUUUACGAUGACCUAUCUGAAGAUCAGAUGAAAGAUGAUAUCAUGAAUAAUUACUCAGAGGAUAUAGAGGGCUGCGAGUUCCUCAAGCGCAAAGGUGACAAUUCAUUCAUGGGACUGAUUAAAGUUGAAUUCAAAUCUAGAAACAGCCUGCUCAAAGUAAUGGAUGAAAAGAUAAAAUUCUGCAACCAGAGAUACAUUGUUGAGGAAUACAAACGAAAAUCAAGAGUAAUAAAGUGCAAUAAGUGUCAGGGCUGGGGCCAUGUUCACAGGUACUGCAACAAAUCUGCUAAGUGUGGGAAAUGUGCAGGAAAUCAUGAGAGUCUUUCAUGUGACAUAACCACAGGAUUCAAAUGUGCACACUGCAACAAAGAUCACAAAGCUGGCUCCUAUGAUUGUGAAGUAUACAAGAAUAAAUUGGCUCAAUUCUCAGUAGAUCGUCAAUAUGACUAG
Molecule: messenger RNA, 885 nt
Organism: Bolinopsis microptera
Lineage: Eukaryota; Metazoa; Ctenophora; Tentaculata; Lobata; Bolinopsidae
Exons: 1
Coding region: 1-885 (294 amino acids)
Source: RefSeq, a predicted model, not a curated record